CUCGUUUGUCACCGCCGUGAUCACACUGUCAGAUUUCAGUCAUCUCGAGGCAAGCGACUAAAGUUAGAAGGAAAAUCCUCCAGAAUUCGCGUAGAAAAAUGGCUGCAUCGGGAAAACUUUCGGUUUUGGCUCGCCAGCUGAGCACCAGUUCGGCUGCUGCCCAGCUCGUUAAGCCACCGGUUCAGAUCUUCGGACUGGAGGGUCGUUAUGCCUGCGCCCUGUACUCGGCUGCCCACAAGACCAAGGCCCUGGAAGCCGUCGAGAAGGACCUGAAGAGCCUCCAGAGCCAGAUGCGGUCGGAUCCGAAGGUGCGCGACCUGCUGAUCAACCCGACGAUCAAGCGCAACGUCAAGGCUGCUGCCAUGAAGGAGGUUUCGUCUCGGGUCAAGUACAACGCCGCCACCGGCAAUCUGCUGACUGUGUUGGCGGAAAACGGUCGCCUUGGCCGGCUGGAUGGCAUUAUCAAUGCCUAUACGCUGAUCAUGGCCGCCGAGCGGGGAGAGGUUGUGUGCGAGGUCAAGACCGCCAAGCCACUGGAUGAUUCGCAGCGCAAGCAACUGGAGAGCGCUCUGAAGUCGUUCCUGAAGCCCAACCAGAGCAUCCAGCUGACGGCCAAGGUCGACCCAUCGUUGAUCGGAGGAAUGAUCGUCUCUAUCGGUGAUAAGUACGUGGACAUGAGCGUCGCCAGCAAGAUCAAGAAGUACACCGAUAUCAUCUCCGCCCCAGUCUAAGGCGUCUGGAUCUCCGGAAGAAGGGUAUCGGAGCCGGGGGCCGGUGGAACGUGUUGGCAUUGCAAAAAGAUCCGCACGAUGGCGACACUUCCUCCAGUGAUUGUUUUUAGCAAGGGAUUCCUUGUAGUAUGAUGCAGUACAUGUGUAAUAUCGAAAGCGAAUAAAAAUGGUAAAAUUUA
Molecule: messenger RNA, 910 nt
Organism: Aedes aegypti (yellow fever mosquito)
Lineage: Eukaryota; Metazoa; Arthropoda; Insecta; Diptera; Culicidae
Gene: ATPsynO
Product: ATP synthase subunit O, mitochondrial
Exons: 3
Coding region: 99-731 (210 amino acids)
Biological process (GO): proton motive force-driven mitochondrial ATP synthesis
Molecular function (GO): proton-transporting ATP synthase activity, rotational mechanism
Source: RefSeq, a predicted model, not a curated record